Molecule: messenger RNA, 860 nt
Organism: Cebus imitator (Panamanian white-faced capuchin)
Lineage: Eukaryota; Metazoa; Chordata; Mammalia; Primates; Cebidae
Exons: 4
Coding region: 1-813 (270 amino acids)
Source: RefSeq, a predicted model, not a curated record
AUGAGUCGCUGUCUUCACCUGGCUGAAGAGGUCUCCCGGGAGAACGGCACAGGCCGGUCCACGGGGCGAGAGCACACUCGACAGCCCCGGAAGCGGUGCCCUUCUCCCUGGGAUCUGCGACCGGGAGCCCCGGCCUCGCUCCUGUCGCGCUCGCUCAGUGCAGCGACGGUGCCCAGCGCUUGGGAUCCAGAGCUGAGGCCAGGACCGAGGAAGGCGACGGGGCGGACCCACAACCACUCCCGCCUCCUGCACGCACGCCACUGGCCCCCUCUCACCCCGCCAUGGUUGGCCCCCGCGCCUACAGCAAGCCGCCGGAAAUGCCUCGCCUCACUUCCGGUCAGAGGCCCCGUCCCCGGAAGCCGCGGUGCAAAACCCAGGGACCAUGGGCGCCUCCAGGCUCUAUACCCUGGUGCUGGUCCUGCAGCCUCAGCGAGUUCUCCUGGGCAUGAAAAACCGAGGCUUUGGGGCCAGCCGCUGGAAUGGCUUUGGGGGCAAAGUGCAAUAAGGAGAGACCAUCGAGGAGGGAGCCAAGAGAAAUGCGCCCACACUGGUUCCAGCUGGACCAGAUCCCCUUCAAGGACAUGUGGCCAGAUGACAGCUACUGGUCUCCACUCCUGCUUCAGAAGAAGAAAUUCCAUGGGUACUUCAAGUUCCAGGGUCAAGACACCAUCCUGGACUACACUCUCCGAGAGGUGGACGCAGUCUAGCGGGAGCCCGGGGAGCCCCUGGGCAGGAGACUUGGCUGCUGAACAGCUGCAAACUGUCUGUUCACCUGGGCGCAGCAAGUGGAUCAGAGCUAGGUUUUGUCUUUAGUGUGAUUGGACGGAAAGGAAAAUAAAAGUCUUCAUUUUUUUUUUUUU